AUGUGCCGCGGCGCCGCUCUGGCCGCCACCGGCGCGGCGCGCUCGCACGCACGGGCUGGCGCGCACAUGGCCCGGCCGGGUGGGCGGCGGCAGGCGCGCCUGGCCCGGCACCCCCUGGGUCUCCGGGCCGACCCCAGACCCCUGUGUGCGUCAAGGAGUGAGUUAAGGGAAGCGCUCCUGCCCGGGGGGCCGGACCAUCCGUCUGCAGAGGGAGACCCCAGAACAGCGCUUAGUGCUGAGAAGGUGCCUGACUCGGCACGCGGCGAGUGUCCCAGCCCGGGGCGUGGCAGCGGCGCCAAGCGGAAGAAAAAGCAGCGGCGGAACCGCACGACGUUCAACAGCAGCCAGUUACAGGCGCUGGAGCGCGUGUUCGAGCGCACGCACUACCCCGACGCCUUCGUGCGCGAGGAGCUCGCCCGGCGCGUCAACCUCAGCGAGGCGCGCGUCCAGGUCUGGUUUCAGAACCGCCGGGCCAAGUUCCGCCGAAACGAGCGGGCCAUGCUGGCCAGCCGCUCGGCCUCGCUACUCAAGUCCUACAGCCAGGAGGCCGCCGUCGAGCAGCCCGUGGCUCCCCGGCCCACUGCCCUGAGUCCUGACUAUCUCUCCUGGACAGCCUCGUCCCCCUACAGCACAGUGCCACCCUACAGCCCUGGAGGCUCAGGGCCCACGACCCCGGGGGUCAACAUGGCCAACAGCAUUGCCAGCCUGCGUCUCAAGGCCAAGGAGUUCAGCCUGCACCACAGCCAGGUGCCCACGGUGAACUGACGGCCGGCCCCGCCAGGACCCAGCUGCCCCCUGGCCUCACAGCAAUGACAAAGAGGGCAGACACGCAGGAAAGUGACCUUCUUCUGGCCCCCGCCCCCAGGACAGGCUGGGUGGGCUCUCCUGGCCCCUCUCUCCGGCCCGGACUCCUGGGCCUCGAGAAGCUGCUGAGAUGCCUGGAGCCCAGCUCAGCCCCUGUCCACGGCCACUGGAGACUUCGGCCCGUGACCCCUGCAGGGGUUGGGCUGGAAGGUGGAGCAGGAGCUCGCCGAGGACAUCACUUACUUUGUGUAUUAAAACCAAAAAGCUUUGUCUUUAAAAAAUAAAAAAUUUUUUAAGCCCCAAAAGGUUGUGGGAGGGCAGCUAAGGGCAGCAAACCGAUUACAGGCCAUGGCACGGCCAGCUGCCCUCCUCUCUGUGCCUUCCUCGAAAUGUAGUCCUCGGUCACCCUGCAGAGCUCAGGGGCGGGGAU
This is a messenger RNA of Equus quagga, 1234 nucleotides long. It is a transcript of the gene PRRX2, whose product is annotated as paired related homeobox 2. The coding region runs from base 1 to 765 and encodes 254 amino acids. NCBI's taxonomy places the organism in Eukaryota, Metazoa, Chordata, Mammalia, Perissodactyla, Equidae. Gene Ontology annotation, biological process: regulation of DNA-templated transcription. Gene Ontology annotation, molecular function: DNA-binding transcription factor activity, RNA polymerase II-specific; DNA binding. The record is from RefSeq and is a predicted model, not a curated record. The transcript is spliced from 5 exons.